UUUAACUUGUAGAUGCGGAAGUCAAACCACGGAUUGAAAUUCAAGUCCGACUGGAACACAAGUUCGUGGACGUCUCGAUCUAAAGUGCUGGUUUUGAUUUUUGGAUCUAGGUUUGAGGAGAGUAAAGUAGAAAGCUUCUGCUGUCACCUUACAAAAUCUUACAAACUGAAGCAGUGUGAAGAUGGCGUAUGCAGGUGACCGGCUGUAUAAUGAGGUUAUCAGGAAAAUGAUGGGUGAUUUGGCCACAAAAGUUAGAGUGAGAGAAAUCAUAGCUCACUUACCCUGCCUCACACUUUCUGAUCGGGAGGAGAUAGAGGCUAAAAGAGAUACCUGUGGAAACUUCAAUGCUAUAAUGUUGCUGCUUGAGAACCUACAGAGACGAGAGAACUGGCCUGAUCAGUUUAUCUCAGCACUGCGGACAUGUGAGCAGCGGGCUCUGGCCAAUGAGAUCCAUGAAGCUUAUGACCGAAUCAGGGGAAUCCGCACCCAGAGGACUUCUGCUGCUUCAGCCCCUGUCCCUCCUGAUGCUGCCACAUCUGUCAGUCCUGCAGCACCUCCUGCUCCUGCUCCUGCCCCCGCUGCUACUGUAGCACCCAGUCCAGCCCCAUAUCCAGCAGAGGCUUCAGCAAAAGUUACCACGGCAUCAAUCCACAGUGUCCCGCACUCCAUCCCACCCUUGCUGACUCCUUCAGUGGAAAACUUGGCUCAAUCAGCUACUCCUCCUAUAAAUUCUCCCCCAGGGCCCAAUUCUAACAUAGCUGCUCCAGCCUCGACUGAAGGCCCUGCUUCAGUUUCAGCUUCAGGUGCUCCAGUACACCCUCCUCCUGAAUCAGCCCACCCUGCUGAACCUCCACUGUUAGUCUUAUCUCCAGACGCAAGGCCCCCUUCUCCAGUCUCUGCUCCUACAUUGACCCCCACUAUUGGGCAAAGUGAAAUCCCAGUCAGCUCGAGAGAAACAUCCACACUGGGUAUCUCGGAUGCUUCUGCUCCUGUAAAUUCUUCCCCAGAGUCCUGUUCUAAAAUUGCUCCUCCAGCCUUGACUAAAGCCCCUGCUUCAGUACAGCCUCCUCGUGAACCAACCCACCCCAUUGAACCCCCAUUGUUGGGGUUAGCACCAAAUGCAAUGCCCCCUUCUCCCGUCUCUGCUCCUAAGGUGACCCCCUCUGUUGGGCAAAGUGAAAUCCCAGUCAGCUCUAGAGAACCAUCAACACUGGGUAUCUCAGGUGGCCUAACUAAUACUGCCCUUUCUGGACCAUCCUCAGUUGCUGCACCUACCCUUCCAACUAACUCAGUAUCCACAUCCUCCCAGGUUAACAAACCUACCACCACUUCCCAGUCUUCUGAUUCACCUGAGAAGAGCGAAGUUCCAAUUUGCACCAGUUCUGUGAAACACCCCAUCCAAGACACAAACCCUCCUGGGUUAGCCCAGGACUCAGACAACCCAGUAAUCAAUCAGGUUGUAGAGAAGGUAGACACUGCAGUGUUUCCAAACUGCCAGACUCAGGAAACAGCACAUGCCUCAGCUUCAGCAUCUACAGAUGCUGUUGAUGGCAUCACAGCAGAAAAUGAAGAGUAUUUUAGCAAGCCUGGUGUUCUAAGAGAACCAGAACCCUUCUCAGUCAGUUCUGAGCCUCUACAGAUCAGCCAUAUGUCCAGGGAACAUUCACCAAACCAUCCAGCCAACCCCCACAGGGCUGAAGAACCUGUUGCUGAUUCUGUCUCAUUCUCUACUGAUGAGCUGAUGAUCAGCUCUUCCACCACAGCUGUUCAAUCACCACAUGUUUCUGACCUUAUAGCCCCUGUUCAGAACUCUACUCCUAGGGCAAUGGAAAACGGCUUGCCAGAAGGUGAUAGUAAUUCCUAUCCCAAUCAGCCAGUGGAGGACCACUAUGAGUCUGUCCAUCAACGUUUGCAGACAGAGCCAGAGACAAGAAUGCACAUUGUUGAGUAUUCUGAAGGGAAAUCGGUCCAAAAUCUCAGUGGUCAGCCUCCAAGCAUGGCUGGACCAACCACAAUAGGCUUAAGCCACAAUGAUGAAACUGAGAGUCUUGUUCACUCUGUUUCUGAAGAUCAGUGUAGCCAGGGCAUCUUGCAGUACAUGGAGGGAAAUAAUUCCAGUGAGCAGACGAAUCUUGCUGCAGGUUUAACAACCUGUGUAGAGCCAGCCCCAAGUACUCAUCAAGGGUCAGAACUAAAUGCUUCAAGCCAGAUUAAUAUCCCUCAAUCAGGGCAGCAAGAAGAGUCCCAGGGAGUGCUGCACCAAUUAAAGUCUAACUCGCGCCUUAUUGCAGCUGCAGCUAUUGGCAUGACCGCUGCCUUUGUGGCUUUCAGGCUCAGGCCCUAAUAUCAGAGCAGCUACGCUCCACCACUGGUGCCUUGAGAAAAAAAAAAAGAGUGCAUGUCUUACCAUAAGACAUGCACUCUAGGGUUGCUCUGACCAUUCUGUUUUAUUUAUUACCUUUAAACUAUAUUGUGCCCAGUAACUGACCAAGUUUCAUUUACCCAGUAACUAGCCAACUUUCUGCUUGUGAUGAUCAUGUAGAAAUUUAAAUCAUUGAUUAAACCAGUAAUCCUAAUAUUUACCACUUUGAUUUCAGACUUACUGACAGUUAGUUAAGUCCGUUAGUUAGUUGCAUGUGCAUCAUGUCAUCAAUUAAAUGUAGGAUUUGUGUGAUCUGUCAAAUUACACAUUUUAUUUGGGUAAAGGUAACCCAGCGCAAGUAAGCAGCCGUCUGCUCCUGCAACCAUGAGGGCACUGGUCACGCACCCGCUUGUCACACUGGGGGUGAAAAACGGCGACCGCAGAAAAUUGGGGAAGGAAUGCGAAGAAUAAAAAAAAAAGUAUAGGCAGACGAGACGAAACAAAGAACACAAGCAGGAAAAAAGAGGAGAGGAGAGCAGAGAAAUGCGACCACCUUCCGUGAGAGUACGGAGAGAAAAAAAAUUUAGAAUAUGUGCAUAGUAGAAAUUAUUGACUAUUGUCAUUGCAUCUAGCAGUACAGCACUAACUCUACAAGCUCAAUAAAGUCAACAAACAUUCCAAGUGGAAUCUAAUGGUGUCCUUAUAAAAAGACCAAGUGAAACCCUGUGAAGCUUAUUUUGGGAAAUAAUCAGACUUUUAUCACUACCAAACCAAUCCUUAUACCAAAAGAAGACACUGUCUUUUAUUAUAAAUAUAUUUUAACAUGGAGAUUAGCUUUUUGCACUAAAGUUUGAAGACUGGGUACAGUCUCAACUGAAUUUUAACUGUGAAUGCAGGACUUUUUUCAAAGCCUUAUGGUUAUAUAAGUGAAUAAUGAAAUUAUUCCACUACUGGUAUAUUAACCACCGCAACAUCAUAAUGUAUAUGCAGUGCCCAAAUUUGUAUCAAUAUGUCAGCUAUGGGGCGGCACGGUGGUGUAGUGGUUAGCACUGUCACCUCACAGCAAGAAGGUCCGGGUUCGAGCCCCGUGGCUGGCGAGGGCCUUUCUGUGUGGAGUUUGCAUGUUCUCCCUGUGUCCGCGUGGGUUUCCUCCAGGUGCUCCGGUUUCCCCCACAGUCCAAAGACAUGCAGGUUAGGUUAACUGGUGACUCUAAAUUGACCGUAGGUGUGAAUGUGAGUGUGAAUGGUUGUCUGUGUCUAUGUGUCAGCCCUGUGAUGACCUGGCGACUUGUCCAGGGUGUACCCCACCUUUCGCCCGUAGUCAGCUGGGAUAGGCUCCAGCUUGCCUGCGACCCUGUAGAACAGGAUAAAGCGGCUAGAGAUAAUGAGAUGAGAUGAGAUGAAUGUUUUCACCAAAAAACAUUGUGUAGAGGUAAAUAUUAUAUAUUUAUGGCAUGUAUUCCAGUGCACAAACAUUUGCCAGCCAUGUACAAUUAGUACCUGUUUUUCUUUGCAAUGUGAUGCUGAUAAAUGCCACCUGAAUUAGCUAAAUCUCUAGGAUUGUUUAUAAGACUUUCCUAACUGUACUCUUUUAAUGAAACUGAGAUUACAUCCGUAUACACUGAUUUGUCACUGUAUAUAUGUGCACCUUGAAUGUUGUGGCUAUUUUUUAGGCCUAAAAUUAGAGGCUUUAGUUCACUUGUUAUUAUGCACAAUCUGUCAGCUGCCCUCUGACCUGUCGAUGAAUGGAAAGAGCACUCCAUCCUAGGACCACCACUGACCAGACAUUAUUUGGCUAGCAACACAUGGGCUGUAGUCAGUAAUUGUAUACCUGUAAACUGCACUUAUAUGCUGCCUGGGCAGGAAUACACAGCCAAUAAUUGUACUUACAAAUAGGCGUAGCUAUAAAGUAGCCAUUCGUUUUAUGCUCUGUCUUGUCUUAAUUAUUUUCUCUAUGUCUUAUUUGCUCUAAAGUCAGAUAUAAAUUAUCAUGUUCAUGAAAUAAUUGUAAGCAAAAUGAAAAAGUGGGAAUUAAAUAAACUUGUAUCUGGGGAAAAUAUCAA
Neoarius graeffei (lesser salmon catfish) is the source of this 4425-nucleotide messenger RNA. RefSeq names its product mitochondrial antiviral signaling protein (gene mavs). Lineage: Eukaryota; Metazoa; Chordata; Actinopteri; Siluriformes; Ariidae. The transcript has 6 exons. Bases 182 to 2344 code for a protein of 720 amino acids. The record is from RefSeq and is a predicted model, not a curated record.